Molecule: messenger RNA, 399 nt
Organism: Suillus discolor
Lineage: Eukaryota; Fungi; Basidiomycota; Agaricomycetes; Boletales; Suillaceae
Exons: 1
Coding region: 1-399 (132 amino acids)
Source: RefSeq, a predicted model, not a curated record
AUGAUGAUGAGGUUCCGCGGUGGUGGGGUUGGCCACAAGUCUACUCGCGAGUCGACUGCAGUUUUCUUGGAGGACCGCGACCCUCUAGAUGAAAUCACUCGAGAUGACAGCAAGGAAGACUUUGAAGACUUGGAAAGUGGCAUCAAUCAGGGGGCACAGCUCAGUGCCAGGUCUGCUAGUACUACUGCACAAAAUCAAGCUACUGGCGAUGAAGACAAAGACAAUAUCGAGUCCGAGAUGGAUGAGUAUGGGUAUGGGGGCCUUGACGAGGAAGAAGAGGCGACCGACGAAGAAGAUGAAGAACAAGGGGAUGGUCUUGAGGAGGCUAAUGACAAGGUCGGACCGGAGGAUGGUGAAGACGAUGCUAUGGAUGAGUAUGAAGGGUAUGCAGAGCUCUAG